CCCACACACACUGUAGCCUCCAAAAGUUAGUAAGAACCCAACAGUCAUGAAGGCAGGAGAGAGAUAUAUUUAAUAUAAUCUAUACAUAGGAAGCAUGAAUCUAGUCUACAUGGACCUGACACACUCACUGGUGUGUGUACAAUCACGUGUAAUAACGGGCAACUUCAUGUAUCAGUGAACCGACCCAGAAGACCGACACUCACCUCGCCGGAUCAAGAUUCAUCCAGGCCGGACUCGGAAACCCUUAAAAAAAAGGAAACACGACGGGAGGGGGAUCUGGCUUUGUGGGCCGUGAGCUGACUCGCCUGCUCAGAGACAAAGGUCACGAGGUCACAGUGAUAUCUCGCCAGCCCGGUCCAGGGAAAAUAACAUGGGGUGAGUUGGAGUCUCGUGGCCUCCCAGCAUGUGAGGGCGCCGUCAACUUGGCUGGAGAGAAUCUCAUGAACCCACUGCGAUGGUGGAACGAAAGUUAUAAAAAAGAUUUGUUCUCCAGUCGCAUCGAUACUACAAAAGCUCUAGCUCAAGCCAUUGCUGCCUCCCCCAGUCCUCCUCAAUCCUGGGUGCUGGUAUCAGGUGUAGCUUGUUACGAACCCAGUCUGACAGCUCAGUAUACGGAAGACAGUGAAUGGACACCAUUUGACCUCCUCUCCGGACUUGUCAAAGAGUGGGAGGCCUCGGCACUUCUGCCGGAGAGUGUGGCAGAAGCCACCAAACAAGUUGUCAUCAGGCCUGGGGCAGUGCUGGGUCGCGAUGGUGGUGCCAUGAAGCAAAUGCUGCUGCCCUUCUGGCUCGGCCUCGGGGGCACUCUGGGUUCAGGGAGACAGCCGUUCCCUUGGAUCCACGUGUCGGACCUGGCAGGAAUCAUCGCGCACGCCCUGGAGCACCGCGCCAACACUCCCUCCCCUUCACCACAAGUGUUUAAUGGAGUUGCACCCGCGCUGAACACCAACUAUGAGUUCACUAAAGAACUGGGCCGGGUUCUGAGGCGGCCCACCAUUUUUCCUGUGCCAGGCUUCGUCAUGAACGCCCUGAUGGGCUCUGAGAGGGCCGUAGUCCUCACGCAGGGACAGAAAGUCAUACCGAAGAGGACUUUAGAGGCUGGAUUUCAGUACAAGUACCCGGACCUGACCUCAGCUCUGAAGGAGAUUGUUGGGAGUUAACAGAUUUUGGAAGGAACGUGUGCUGGCUUAAAAAAUUCUGUAAUUAUGCCUUCAUAUUUACUGUAUCAUAUAUGGAGAGAAUAUAAACGAAAAUGAAAGCUGAACAAAAACUCUGGCUCACAAAUGGUUAGACGACACAUUUCUGUAAAUCCCACAUUCUUCAGAUUCGCUUGAAGAUGUUUAUGAAUCAGGUUUUACAAACUUCAGAUUAAGUUUUUCUGAGGGUCUGUCAAUACUUUGAAUUAAAAUAGAUAUUAGCACCUGAGACAUAAUAGACAGCUGUGAAGACAGGUGUGUUGGCAUAUUUGCACACAUCAGGAUGAAGAUCGGAUCAUGAAGAUCAGUGGUUUUUCUGGAUUUUGGGAUUCUCUCAUUAAAGGGAUGAUAUUUA
Molecule: messenger RNA, 1551 nt
Organism: Xiphias gladius (swordfish)
Lineage: Eukaryota; Metazoa; Chordata; Actinopteri; Istiophoriformes; Xiphiidae
Gene: sdr39u1
Product: short chain dehydrogenase/reductase family 39U, member 1
Exons: 6
Coding region: 441-1160 (239 amino acids)
Source: RefSeq, a predicted model, not a curated record